UCAAUCUCUAAUCAAUGAUUAUUACAGUAUUACCCUAGAAUAAGAAGAAGAGAAAAGUAUGCUGUCUAUAUCAACAAACGAGGACAUUUCACCUAUAAUUAGGCUCAAUCAUUCCAUCCCCUAACCUACACCUCUAAACAGGCAUCCCCUUAAACCCUCCAUUAAAAGACCAAAGCCAAAUACAGCACAAAACUUUUAUUUAUCCUUCUCAACAACCUUAACCCACCCGCCUACCUCUAUCUCUCCCCUCCUUCCCUCCUCUCGCUCUCUCUCUCUCCAACCCUCAUCACCAGCUUUUGCAGCUCUUCCUUCUGUCCCAAAAACACACCUUCAAUUUAAGCAAAGCCUGAGAAACCAAAUUUUUUUUUUAAAACCCCCGAAACUAAACAAAAACAAGAAAACCCAUUUUAUUUGUUUCUAUUUUUCUCAAAUCUACCAGGACCCAGAAAGAAUAGAGUAAAUUUCAGAUCUCCACCGCUCGAUGUGGCGGCCGCGUGCUAAAUCGACGGUUAAGAUUCGCGACACCCCGUCUUCUCCUUUCUCUUUCUCCACUUUCAAAGAUAUCCAAAAUCUUUGCAUUGAGGAUCAUCCCUCCAGUCCCAUAAAAAAAUCCUCCUCCAUUUUCCACCGGGUCCGGCUCGCUAACACCUUCCUCCGCUCCCUCUCAUUGUCCUUAUCCGAACCAGAACACAAUGCCACUCUAGCUCAUAACAAAACGACAACACCACCGCUCCAAGAACAACCUCUUAUCACAAUCCCGGGUGCCGACAAACGAAUUGUCGUCUACUACACAAGCCUGCGUGUGGUUCGUUCAACAUUUGAAGACUGCAAGACCGUGCAAUCUAUCCUACGUGGAUUCCGCGUUUUAAUCGAUGAACGAGAUCUCUCAAUGGACUCGAGUUUUUUAAACGAGUUAAAUCAGUUCUUUUCCGGCGGUGGUAAUUGUGGUCGGAAGCUGACAUUGCCACGUGUCUUUAUCGGAGGGAGAUACAUGGGUGGGGCCGAAGAAAUCAGACAGUUAAACGAAUCAGGUGAGCUCAAGAAAUUUAUAGAAGGAUUGCCUGUUGUGGAUUCUGGUGUUUGUGACGUGUGUGGUGGUUAUAGGUUUAUUUUAUGCGGUCAUUGUAGUGGGAGUCAUAAGUUGUAUAUAGAGAAAGCUGGGUUUAACUCCUGUACGGCUUGUAAUGAGAAUGGUUUGAUCAGGUGCCCUUCUUGUGCUGUCUAAUUUUUAUUUUUAUUUUUUCAAAUUAGAAGGUUUGUCGUUAUUUUUCCUGGGCUAAUCUUAGUUUAUAGGGUUUCUUUUCUUUUUCUUUUUCGGUUUUUGGUAUUAUGAGAUAAGUUUUUUUUUAUCUUGUAAUGUAAUAACCUUAAAAUCAAAGUUAGGAAGCUAAGGUUAUAUUAUCGUUAUAAAUUAAGACCACUUCUUUCUUUCUUUGUUUUGAAAUUAUGAUUAAUGCGUAGGCAAUUUUAGUUAUAGGAAAGAUAUGCAUGUCAUUAACUAUUUUGCAGUUUGGAGGUCCUUUUCACAUUUUGGAGCCUUGGUGAGAGUUUACUGCUGGAAGUGCAGUGACUGCAAUCAUGUGUUAAUGUCAAGGAGACUUGUUGAUUUUAGGAAGGGGAUAUGAUGACUGAUGGGGGUGGUUAUGUCUUGUCUGUUUCUUUUGGGUUUGAGCCAUGUUUGAUGCUGACUCUUUUUUCUCCUUUUCUUUUUCCUUGGAGAUUAGGAAUUUCACUUUCCUUUGGAAUCUGAUCAAGUGUCUCGUGUAUUUGUCCUCGUUUUGGCUCACAGCAAUGGGUCCUCUCCUUUUUGAAAAUUAUUGGGAGUUAGAAAAGUAUUGCUGGAUGAACAAAAUUCAUCUUUUAGUUGACUGUUCAGUGAAUAUUUAUACAGAUAACGUUUUGAGUUUGAAAAAGAAAUAGAGACUAUCUUAUCUCCUAAAUAACUAACACUCCCCUCCUCUCUAGCUUAGGGUGUCUUCUUGUCACUCGGAGCUUGCUUCUUACAUCAAGAAAUCUGGUUAGGUGCUUUGUAAAGAUACCUGUCAACUGAUCUUUGCUGGACAGAAACUAAACUUUUAGCUUUCUUUGGGCAACCUAUUCUCUUAUCGAAUGGAAAUCGAUUUCGAUA
Molecule: messenger RNA, 2128 nt
Organism: Populus euphratica (Euphrates poplar)
Lineage: Eukaryota; Viridiplantae; Streptophyta; Magnoliopsida; Malpighiales; Salicaceae
Product: Glutaredoxin family protein
Exons: 1
Coding region: 482-1225 (247 amino acids)
Source: RefSeq, a predicted model, not a curated record